Endocarpon pusillum Z07020 is the source of this 1041-nucleotide messenger RNA. RefSeq lists its product as uncharacterized. Gene Ontology annotation, cellular component: mitochondrion. Bases 1 to 1041 code for a protein of 346 amino acids. Gene Ontology annotation, biological process: RNA methylation. NCBI's taxonomy places the organism in Eukaryota, Fungi, Ascomycota, Eurotiomycetes, Verrucariales, Verrucariaceae. The record is from RefSeq and is a predicted model, not a curated record. Gene Ontology annotation, molecular function: rRNA (uridine-2'-O-ribose)-methyltransferase activity. The transcript is spliced from 4 exons.
AUGCUUAUCCUUCCUCGAAAUCUCCUCCACCGCAAUGUAGCAUUCCCAGCGCAUCAACCCUGCACCAGCACCACGCCCUCGACCCUCCUCUCCUCCAUCCCACAUCUACCCCUACGCCUAAACCCAUUUCACCUCCUUUCUUCCCGCCCCGCAUCCUCGCACCGCUGGGUAGAGCGGCAAAGCAAAGACCGGUUCGCGCGCCAAGCCCGGGUUCAGGGCCUCAAGAGCCGCGCCGCCUUCAAACUACUGCAGAUCAAUGAGCGGUACCGACUGUUCAGGCCGGGGCAGACGGUGGUGGAUCUGGGGUAUGCGCCGGGGAGUUGGUCACAGGUGGCGAUCGAUCUCACGAAACCCAGCGGCCGCGUGCUCGGCGUUGAUCUCAUCCCCGCUCAGCCGCCUCGCGGCGUCUCGACCAUACAAGGCGAUUUUCUGUCUCCGGAUGUGCAGGAUAGCAUUCGGUCCUUCCUCAGGGAUUCGGAUCGUGGACGGAGCUUGAGGCCGCAGGUAUAUUCCGAUGUGGGAGCGGAACAUGCUGGGGAUGUGGCCAUCGAUGCAGAGAUGACGAGGGGGUAUGUCGAUCGAGAACGGGAGGGUUCGAUGUCGCUUGCUGUUGAGGCAGACGAACAGGAGGUGGAGAUGAUGGGGCAUAUUCUGGAGGAGAGGACGGUGGAUGUGGUGUUGAGUGACAUGUGCGAGCCCUGGGAACAGACAAGUGGCUUUUUCAAUCGGACGCUGAGUGACCCUUAUCAUAGGAUGAUGAAUACCAGUGGAAAUAACUUCAGAGAUCAUGCCGGGAGUAUGGAUCUAUGUCGUUCCGCUCUCCGGUUCAGCUUCGACACCCUCAAAGUCGGCGGGCACUUCGUCUGCAAAUUUUACCAAGGCGCUGAAGACAAGGCGCUGGAGAAAUCGCUGAAGGCUCUCUUCCACAAGGUGCAUCGCGAGAAGCCCGAAAGCUCGAGAAGCGAAUCAAAAGAAUCGUAUUUUGUGGGUAUCAAACGACUUGCGAAAGCUGAUAGGGCGGCGGUGUUUGAUGGAAGUUGA